GUGACUCGGGUUGACGCAACACCAUGGGUCUGAGCGACGGAGAAUGGCAGCUUGUCCUCAAGGUCUGGGGGAAGGUGGAAACCGACAUCACGGGUCACGGGCAGGAUGUCCUGAUCAGACUCUUCAAGACUCAUCCUGAGACCCUGGAAAAGUUCGACAAGUUCAAACACCUGAAGACAGAGGAUGAGAUGAAGGCCUCAGCCGACCUGAAGAAGCAUGGCGGGGUUGUCCUCACCGCCCUGGGCAGCAUCUUGAAGAAGAAGGGCCAGCAUGAGGCGGAGCUGAAGCCCCUGGCCCAAUCCCAUGCCACCAAGCACAAAAUCUCCAUCAAGUUCCUGGAGUUUAUUUCCGAGGCCAUCAUCCACGUCCUCCAGAGCAAGCAUUCCGCAGAUUUCGGAGCCGACGCCCAGGCUGCCAUGGGGAAAGCCCUGGAGCUGUUCCGGAACGACAUGGCCACCAAGUACAAGGAGUUUGGAUUCCAGGGUUAGGCCAGACCCAAAGCGGAGGCCCCGAUGAUGACCCUUUAUCACCUCCCACCCUGCACACUGGUGGGGUGUCUUAGAGUAGCUCGGAUAGUUUGGCUUUUGGGUGCAUCUUCUCUGACUAGGCAUAGGGAACCGAGGGGAUGGGCGGGGAGGGAAGAUGCUGGCCCAGAUCACCCCAGACACACUUAUUUCACCAUCCACAUUGAUCAUUUCACUUCUCUAUGGACUAUCCUCUGAGAAGCGUUUCAUGAACCAACCAUUCAUCCAUGGAGGGAGCUUUGUUUUCUUAAUGUCCCUUUCCCAACCUCCAAUCUUCAUACCAACUCCUACCUCUCCUCUCCCCUCCUCCUCUUUUGAGGCACUGGACCUUCCUCUUUCGAGAUAGUGGACUGUUCAAUUGCCAUUGAGAUGAGGGGGCAGGAGGUGGGGUGGAUGGGGCAGGGAGAUGGGAGGAGGGCAGCUAUUGCUAGAGGGAUCUCUCUUACUGCCCCGGGACACAGAUUAGUGUGUGCUCUCUGUUAAAACGAGGCUGAUACCCUUGUCUUAAUAAAAGGAACUGCACCCAU
Tachyglossus aculeatus (Australian echidna) is the source of this 1051-nucleotide messenger RNA. It is a transcript of the gene MB, whose product is annotated as myoglobin. The coding region runs from base 24 to 488 and encodes 154 amino acids. NCBI's taxonomy places the organism in Eukaryota, Metazoa, Chordata, Mammalia, Monotremata, Tachyglossidae. Gene Ontology annotation, molecular function: heme binding; oxygen binding. The record is from RefSeq and is a predicted model, not a curated record. Gene Ontology annotation, cellular component: extracellular exosome. The transcript has 3 exons. Gene Ontology annotation, biological process: oxygen transport.